This is a messenger RNA of Chenopodium quinoa (quinoa), 804 nucleotides long. RefSeq names its product serine/threonine-protein phosphatase 7 long form homolog. NCBI's taxonomy places the organism in Eukaryota, Viridiplantae, Streptophyta, Magnoliopsida, Caryophyllales, Amaranthaceae. The record is from RefSeq and is a predicted model, not a curated record. Bases 1 to 804 code for a protein of 267 amino acids. The transcript is spliced from 2 exons.
AUGGGAUCCGUAUGUACUGGAGUUGUAGAUGUCAUGCCUGCACAUCUACUGGAGCAUCAGGGAGAGUGGCAUGCCCGAGUCCCCCUGAUCUGUUUCGAGGUUGUGGAGAGUCACCUACCUGACCGCGUCAUGCGACAGUUCGGACUGCAGCAGCCUAUUCCCCAGAACUGUGACACUGUCGUGCGCCUUCACGACAUUGACCGUCAGGGCAAGACGGAGACAAACUGGGCACUGGAGCAUUGGCAGUAUCUUCAGCUAUGGGAGCAGCGGUUGGGUCAUGUCGUUCAGGGUUAUCCCAUGCAGGGCGUUAUGGAUCAUGACGAUCCGUACAUGGUGUGGUACAGGCUUAUCACACGCCGUUUCAUCAACCCCAGCUACACACCACCGUCCACCCAUUACCACCCGGCACAUGACGUCAUUAGCGGAUAUGCGGCGGAUAUGGUGGCGAUGUAUGAUGCACUGUCCCUCGCCCUUACAGACGGACCCACCAGAGCCCAGGUCCAGCAGAUGCGAGAUAUGUCCGCGACUUCCUUACGCAGACAUGGUCACGGUCAUCUCAUCCAACAGCGGGACGGUGAUGAUGGUCACUCCAUCCAUUCGCGGUUCGACCCCGGCCAGAGUAGCAGUGGAGGUGAUCCUACGUCGCACACAGAGGCAGAGGAGUACAUCUUCCACAGUUCUGCACCCUUCAGAACCCAGGAGGACGCAUCGUCCAGCCAACUCACUCCCCCCCCCGCGCCGGAACCCAUUCACCACCAUUCACCAUUACACUCGGCGUCGUCCAAGACGAAGGGACGACAGUGA